AGUUCACAAUAGGUGGAUCAAAUUGCAAUGUAAAACUGUCAAUCUCUGCGCGAAGAUCACGCGAUCCUACAGAGAUCUGAUUCGCUGCUUUAAAUAAAAUACUAAUCCAAGUUCAGUUUCUCGGAAUCUCAAACAAAACAGGGCUGUAUUUUUCUCAGCAAUUCGUGAUGGAGUCGCUUCUAAAAAACCUCAAAGAGCAUGUAACAUGUUCGAUUUGUUUGGAUACUUACACUAAACCGAAGACCAUCGCUUGUCUUCAUACGUUCUGCUGUGAAUGCCUGGAGAGACAUGCACUAACGAGCCAAAAACAAGGGUUUUAUCGAUGCCCCGAGUGUCAGGCACAAAUUGGCAUCCCUGAAGGAAAGCGUUUUGAUAAUCUACCAAGCAGUUUUCUGCACAACAGUUUGUUGAGUCUUCUCGCCGUUCGACGCAGCGGCGAGGGAAAUGAAAUCAGCUGUAGUACAUGCCAGAAGAAGAGCGCUGAGAUCAACUACUGCUUUGAUUGCGAGAAGUUUAUGUGCCCAGACUGUGUGAAAGCACACGAAGUGUUUCGAGAAACUUUGUUUCAAGGACACAAAGUCACACCAGUGCGACAGUUUCAAGCUACAGACUACGAGGCGUUGUUGAAACGGCAGUCAUUUUGCUCCGUUAAGUAUCACGAGAAAGAAGUGACAAAGUUUUUCUGCGUGGGCUGUCAAAGCUGCGUGUGUCAGGUUUGCAUCGCCACUGAUCACAAGAGCCACGAUGUUGUUCCGCUUGAAAAGGCAGCGGACGAUGAAAAAGCAAACAUCAUUGCCGGAGCAAAGCUGGUCAAAGAGAUGAAGGAGGUCUGCCGAGGCGUUAUUCGUGAAUUUGAAAACACGGAACAUGAGUUGGAAACGAAAAUUACCACAGCUAAACGCCAAGUCUCCCAAGCAACCGAACAGAUGAUGGGAAAGCUUCGCCAACUAGAACGUGAAGCCAUUACUGCCCUAGAGAAGAGUCGCGUGUCAAGGAUUGAGAAAUUACAUUCUGGAAAAGCAUCGGUUGUCUCUUUCGAAAAGCAACUUGACCAAGCAUUUGAGUUCAGUAACAACCUGGUUGAAAGAAGCUCAAGUUCAGACAUAAUGCAAAACAAGAAAAAUGUAGAAGAACGAAUCAAAGACCUCAUCGAGACCACAAUGCCUGCACUUCCGGUUAGCUCGUGUGUGGAGUUUGUGUCGACAUGUGAACCAGAGAGUUUGAGUCUGGGAUUUACGAAAUUCAGCAAGACAGAUGUGCAAGGAUCGACCGUGGAAGGACUGGAUCAGAAUAUCCAAGCUGGUGUAGAGGCAGAGCUACUAAUUUGUCUCAAAUCAAGCGAAGGAGAAAUCAGAAACACUCAGCACACAGAUCGUGUUGAAAUACACAUAGACCCUGCGGAUCAGGCGAGGAGUUUGGUGAAGAGUGAAAAAGAGGAUGGAAAUUUCCAAGCAAAAUUUGUAGCAAAAGUACCAGGUACUUAUAAAAUAGAAGUAAAGAUAAAUGGACAGAAACUUGCCCGAAGUCCAUUUUCUAUUCUGGUCAAAGCACGAGAGUUAAAUGUUAUAGGCAAGUUGGACGUUCAGGGAGAAAUGCUGCAAGGUCCUGCCGGCAUUGCAGUGAACAGUAAAGGUGUUAUUGCAGUGGCUGAUCUGAAUCGUCAUUGUAUCCUGGUAUUUGAUGAGACAGGAAAGUUUGUGCGAAAAAUUGGUUCUUAUGGAGGCGAGGAUGGACAAUUAGCGAAUCCAUCUGACGUCACAUUCCUAAACGAUGACGAGAUUCUGGUUGCUGAUCAAGGUAAUCACCGAAUACAGCAGUUGAAUGUUCAGACAGGGAACUUUGUGAAAAGCUUUGGAAAAUGGGGAAUUGGAGAUGGAGAGUUUAAGAAUCCUGCAAGUGUUUGUACAACCAGUGAUGGAUGUUUUAUCGUUGUAGCGGAUUUUAAUAACAGCAGAAUUCAAGUGUUUACAAUGGAUGGUGAACCCGUGUUUAAGUUUGGAGACAGCGGCCCAGAGAGGCUGAAUCAUCCACUCAGCUGCGUUUGUUACGAGGAAAAGUUCAUUGUAACUGACCUUAAUAAGAACUGUGUGAAAGUGUUUGAUGGGAAAGGACAGUUUCUGUACAAGUUUGGAGAAAAAGGAAACGGUGAUGGACAGUUGAAUCAGCCGUAUGGCUUAUGUGUUGACAAGCAUAACAACGUUCUCAUAUGUGAUUGGGAAAAUAAUCGAGUGCAACAGUUUACAUUGGAAGGAACUUUCACUGGAAAGAUAAGUAGUAAUUUUCAAUUAGGAUGUCCCUGCAGUGUUACCCCAAUGCUAGAUAAUCGGAUAUUGGUCACAGACUUCGGAGUGAAAGAAGUUUACAUUCUGAAAUGA
Molecule: messenger RNA, 2375 nt
Organism: Pocillopora damicornis (cauliflower coral)
Lineage: Eukaryota; Metazoa; Cnidaria; Anthozoa; Scleractinia; Pocilloporidae
Product: E3 ubiquitin-protein ligase TRIM45
Molecular function (GO): zinc ion binding; protein binding
Source: RefSeq, a predicted model, not a curated record